AUGCUGCUGCAACGACUUCGCAAAGCUCAGGCUGCAAAGGACGCUAAUCGAGCUGAGCAGAUUUGCAAACUACGCCAAGAUGGGGCCGCUUCUCAGGGCACCUCCACUUGUGCGCAUUGCGGACUACACCUUCGCCAUAAGACGUCCCCUUUGCCAAACGUGAGGCCACGCUUGAGCUUCUACAUGAUGGUGGGGCCCCUCGUCUUCUGCAGGUGCAUCUACGAGCACACCUUCGCAAAGGGCCGACAAAGUUCAGAGCUCAAUGCAGUACGACCGUUCCAGGAACAGUGA
Molecule: messenger RNA, 291 nt
Organism: Symbiodinium necroappetens
Lineage: Eukaryota; Dinophyceae; Suessiales; Symbiodiniaceae
Source: the annotation of a GenBank genome assembly